This is a messenger RNA of Paecilomyces variotii, 3042 nucleotides long. RefSeq names its product putative actin-interacting protein. The transcript is spliced from 3 exons. Gene Ontology annotation, biological process: establishment of cell polarity. The coding region runs from base 1 to 3042 and encodes 1013 amino acids. Gene Ontology annotation, molecular function: cytoskeletal regulatory protein binding. The record is from RefSeq and is a predicted model, not a curated record. NCBI's taxonomy places the organism in Eukaryota, Fungi, Ascomycota, Eurotiomycetes, Eurotiales, Thermoascaceae. Gene Ontology annotation, cellular component: cell tip; cytoplasm.
AUGUCGCCCGCCCCGGGGAGCGGCAUUGGAGGCACGAUGGCUUCCCAAACAUCUGGUCCGCGCAGUUCAUCAGCAUCGGCCAAAUCACAACCAUCCCGAACUGCAGUGCCUGACAAACAACUCUCCCAGAUCGAAAAGAGCGUAACCCACCUGUUGGUGGCUACAAAGCAGCUCUUGGAGACGUUGACACAAUGGUCUCGAAAACAGGCCUCCGAGAACGAGGUGUCUGAUGUCUAUGUCCGCUUGGGUUAUGAAUUCAACCUGGCCUGUCGAGCCUUUGGAGCGAUUGGGGUGGACACGGCGGAUUUGGGGCCCGUGCCGGACCUAUUACGAACCAUUCUCGAAGACACCCUCAGUCAGGAUGCUUCCCCCCAAAGCCUGGAUCGAUUCCUGCCCCGCAUUCGAGAUAUCAUCAUAAACCUGCUCCAUGGGUUGAAGAAAAAGCAGGCAAGGUUGCGAUCACGGCAGACAAGAGACGAUGGCAGGGCAUCAUCCGGACGGCAGGCAAGUGCCGGAAGCGUCACCAGCUCACAGUCUCAAUUGUACGAUGAGAUGACCGCCCCGACUUCUCCAAGGAGACAGCCGGGUCGACGAUUUGGAAGCAAUGGAUCCGUUGCAGAUGAGCCGCCGGUGCCGCCUCGAACAUCAUCUGCACAGUCGAACCCUUAUUCAGAGAGAGAGGCGUCGAGGCGUGAAGCGCAGAAGAUGCUCACCGCAUCGGAGUCAUCUUCCUCUAUGUCCAAAAAUGAGUCGCGAGCCCCUUCAUCUCAGGGUUAUACGCCUCCCUACCCUGCGCCCCCGCCACCGCCCCCUCCAAAGCAGGACGAUGCAUUAGGUGCUUUACAGCGGAGUGGUGAGCUCGAGAGACGAGCAUCGAGGAGAUUCUCCGCGUACCAAAUCCAAAAGCACCUUGGUACGUCGCCCAGCGGAGUGCCAAUGCUUCCAAGCCAGAACUCGCCGUUGCCAAAUAGAGGGAAGGACGUCCGGGAAUCAUUAAACGCUGUCCGUCUGCGUGGUUCCUACGCCCACGGAAAAUCUCGAUCAACGAGUCGUCUCAACGAACCGUCACCCAGCAGGAGUAGUCAGGGUCAGCCGCCCCCAAGCAUCGCGGAAGAAGGCGACGAGGGUCGACUUCGACCUGAGCCUUCGGGUGCUAGCGACAGCUCGACUGCAAAGACCUCUGAAGACGCAGCCCGCUCAACGGCUGGACUGGAUAGCCGAGACCCCUCAGUUGUCGGCGGUCCCUUACCAAACUUGCCUCGUCCCCCUGAAGGAAGCUCUUUGGCUGAAGCGUUUGAGCCGAGCAAGAGUACUGGCAGUGACCCGAGUGUCAGGCUAGGGACACCGACUGCUCCGAAGGAACCACCCUCCGCAGUUUCGACGCCCCCUCAUUCUCAGCAAUUCACGCCGGAGCAAUCGCCUUCCCCUGGAAAGGAGCUGACUCUCUUUCUGCAGUACAAGAGCAAGAUCAAGAAGUAUGUUCUUCCAGAAGGCCCUGCUGGCUUGACAAUCGGCAGGCUACAGCUAGCUUUCAUCGAGAAGUUCGCGUGGAAUACGCACAACAAUGGCGCAGAUCUUCCCGAGAUCUACAUACAAGAUCCAGUAUCCGGCGUACGCCAUGAACUGGAGGACCUAAACGACGUGAAGGACCGAUCUGUUCUAGUAUUGAACGUCGAGGCUCUCGAUGAAGUCAAGAAGCAUUUCGAUGAUGGUCUUGGCAACAUUCGCCGCCUGAUCGAGGGCGUCAAGGGUGCUCUUGACGGCCAAGAGAGUAUGAUGCAGCGCGUCUCCGACCGUCAGCUAGAAGCAGCCAAAGAAAUGGCCCGUCUCUCUGCUGCCUCAGUGUCUGUAUCUGCCGGGGCUCCCAAGGCUGCAGCAGGACGCUCUGGCUCGGUCCCAGGUAGCAAUAGUCAACUCGCUGAGCUUCAAAGCCUGCGACGUGAUUUGGCGGUACUACGCCAGACGUACUCCAAUUUCUCCUCGGACAUCGCUGCCUCAAUGAAUACGAUUCGAUCAAAGGCCAGCAGCGUGAAGGCCACCGCUUCUGAUAUGACUGUUCCCUCCUAUGAGGGCGAUUCAGGACGACGUCGCGUCAACUCUGGAAAGAAAGAGCUGGCAGACGAAUCUGAGAGGCUUGUCGCACGUGUCGACGAUCUUCAGGACCUCGUCGAGGAUCUUCGUAAGGACGUAGUCUCCCGAGGAGUCCGACCGUUGCCGAGACAGCUUGAAGGAGUGGGCAAGGACAUCAGUGCUGUGACAAAGGAAUUGAAGAAGAUGCAGGACUUCUUGAAGCGCGAGAAGCCCAUCUGGACCAAGAUCUGGGAGAAGGAACUGCAGCUUGUCUGCGAAGAACGUGACCAACUCACCAUGCAGGAAGACUUGGCGGCAGACUUGCAGGAUGAUCUCGAGAAAGCCGCACAGACGUUCGCGCUCGUCGAACAAGCUACGAAGGAGCAGAGCAUGCAGCCCGCCAACGGCGGUGUCGUCCUCCGCAGUACCUCACGCAACCUCGCUUUCGAUCAUCCAACAGUCGACCCGGUUAAAGCCAAGGAUAAUAUGCUGGGAGAGGUCCGUGCACUCCAGCCGAACCACGAAUCCCGGCUAGAAGCUAUUGAGCGAGCUGAAAAGGCUCGUCAGAAGGAGUUGGAGGAUCGCCGAAUUGGACUGUUCCAGAAGGAGCUCGGCAACUUUGUUGCGGAGGGGAAGUUGAAGAAGAGUGGCGGAGUAGAGGAAGCUGAGAGGCUACGCAAAGCCAAAGAUGAACGCAUCAGAAAGGAGGUGUGGGAGAGACAACAGGCUCGGGCUGCCGAAAUGGAAAAGAUGGAACAGGAAGCCACCCAAGCGGCUGGAGAAACAAAGGAAACGACCGAACCCGAUUCGGAACAGAAGGCGGACGAACCUGAAUCUACUGAAGCCUCCGAGGCGGCUGACGAUAACAGCAAAUACGAAGAAGAAGCCACUGAAACCAUCGCCACCGAAGAGUCUCACGUCGAGGAAGAGCCUGCGAAGGAGGACAAACCUGCAGACUCUGCGGGUGAGUAA